Molecule: messenger RNA, 2109 nt
Organism: Hyaena hyaena (striped hyena)
Lineage: Eukaryota; Metazoa; Chordata; Mammalia; Carnivora; Hyaenidae
Gene: BCAP29
Product: B cell receptor associated protein 29
Exons: 8
Coding region: 246-971 (241 amino acids)
Biological process (GO): intracellular protein transport; endoplasmic reticulum to Golgi vesicle-mediated transport
Cellular component (GO): endoplasmic reticulum membrane; endoplasmic reticulum
Source: RefSeq, a predicted model, not a curated record
CCGCUCGCGCUCCCGGGGGGCCGCGGUCCCCGAGGCGGGCGGGAGCGCCGGGCCGCGCGGGGUCGCGCCGCUGCCUCCGCGGUUGGACCUCGGAAGCCGCCCUGCCCGCGGCGCGUUCGCGGAGAAGCAGGGCCUCGGGGCGCGGAGGAGGGGCCGGCCGGCUGCGCCCCGGGCCUCCCCCCGCGGCUCCCUCGGGCGGGCGGCGAAGUGAGUUCAGUGUUUCUGUGUUCAGGUGUGAAGAGGAGAUGACACUGCAGUGGGUGGCAGUUGCAGCCUUUCUUUAUGCCGAAAUAGGGCUGAUGUUACUCUUCUGCCUGCCCUUCGUGCCCCCUCAGAGAUGGCAGAAGAUUUUUUCAUUUAAUGUCUGGGGUAAAAUUGCAACUUUCUGGAACAAGGCUUUCCUUACUAUUAUAGUCCUAUUGAUUGUUCUAUUUCUAGAUGCUGUGAGAGAAGUAAGGAAAUACUCCUCUGUACCUGCCCUUGAAAAAGGCUUAACCAGCAAACCUGGUGCCUAUGAACAUGCACAGAUGAAACUUUUUAGGUCUCAAAGAAACCUUUACAUUUCUGGAUUUUCAUUAUUUUUUUGGCUUGUGUUGAGACGUCUGAUUACCCUCAUUACUCAGCUGAGUAUAGAACUGUCAAACAAAGCCAUACUUAAAACUCAAGCAGAAAAUACUAAUGAGGCUGCCAAAAAAUUCAUGGAAGAGAAUGAGAGACUAAAACAGCUCUUGAAAAAGUCUGUCAAUAAAGAGGAAUACAUUUUGGAAGCAGAAAAUAAAAAGCUAACAGAAGACCAGGAAAAACUGAAAGCUGAAUUAAAGAAGACUUCAGAAGCCCUUUCUAAGGCACAGAAUGAUGUGAUGACAAUGAAAAUACAAUCAGAGAGACUUUCAAAAGAAUAUGAUCGACUUCUGAAAGAACACUCAGAACUUCAGAAUCGUUUGGGGAAAGACAGUAAGAAAGGCCUGUGAACUUUGAAAGAAGAUGGUAAUACACCAUGUGAAGAUGACAGACUUGUUAUCAUGUCAGCAUGUAGAACAAUAUAAGAUUCAGUCCAGUAAAAGCUACUGUUUAUGACCAGCCAAUAAUUUUUUUAAUGCCACAUAUAGGCUGUUACCCUAGCGGCGUUGUCACAAUAUUUGAUGAUAUUUCAGAUAUAUUGUCAAGUCUGUAUUCCAGCUCUUCUGUAAAAUAUAAGCUUGUUAAGCGCCUUCUUAACAGUAAGAGGAAGAUAUUAAGUAAGUAAAGUAAAAAGUAAGAUAUUAAGAGGAACACUGGUAGACAGUGACUGCUUACCAAUAAAAGGAAAAAUUUAUAGCCAGUUGACUUCCAAAAUUAGAUUUUUAAGUUGAUGAAAUCAUUAAUAGCCUUAAAAGCUGUGAUAUGUUUUCGGUCAUAAUAAUCUGUUUAAUCAGAUGACAGUAAUGCUGAUGUAUUUGAAAACAAUAUUCAGUGUCAGCAGAUUUGUCCAUAGAUUAAAUAAGGACAGAUGACCAGAAGUAGUCAUUAUAUAUAUGGGGAAGAGUCAUGAAGAGCAGAAAUAUAAAAACAUGACCUUAGUUGUUCUUUUUUAUAAGCCUGAGGGUACUGUAGUUUACUCUUGUAAGACAGCUACGCUGAUAAUUAUAUUUUUGUUACUGUGCUUCUAUAUCUGUUGGACUGUUUCUGUUGACAUUUGUGUUAACACCACAUAAUAAGUAGGCAUUAUACCUUUUUAAAAUUCAUCUGGUAAUGAAGUUUACAUCUAUUUGCAUAACUGCCAUACACUGAACUUAAAAUUAUUUUACAACCAUGUGGAAUUCUUGACUUAGAAAGCUAACGUAGAGCACAUCCAAAGAGCAGUGUUUCCUGUCGCCGUGAGAGUUACUAAGCCUACAGAUGUUACCUCCAACAUACGUACCCUGGGGUCACAGUUUCUCUGCGUUGUGUCUGUAUUCUGAAAGCUAAAUAUUAAGUACUAUUUUUCCAUUCAUACUCCUUUAGAAUUUCCUUUAGAACAUGACAGUGAUCAUAAUUAUAUUAAUAUGAUUCAGUCGUUCCAAUGUUUAGACAUGAAAAUCAUCUUCCUUGUCUCAUAAAGACCUAAGUAUAAAAAGAAAUGGAAAAUAA